Messenger RNA from Cyprinus carpio (common carp), 5237 nucleotides. RefSeq names its product adhesion G protein-coupled receptor L2-like. The record is from RefSeq and is a predicted model, not a curated record. Gene Ontology annotation, cellular component: membrane; neuron projection. Bases 58 to 4389 code for a protein of 1443 amino acids. NCBI's taxonomy places the organism in Eukaryota, Metazoa, Chordata, Actinopteri, Cypriniformes, Cyprinidae. Gene Ontology annotation, molecular function: G protein-coupled receptor activity; carbohydrate binding. The transcript has 20 exons. Gene Ontology annotation, biological process: cell surface receptor signaling pathway; adenylate cyclase-activating G protein-coupled receptor signaling pathway; brain development.
ACCUUCCUGUGUGAGGGGUACCCUAUCGAUCUGCGCUGCCCGGGGAGUGAUGUCAUCAUGAUCGAAACCGCCAACUACGGCCGCACAGACAACAAGAUAUGCGACGCCGACCCGUUCCAGAUGGAGAACAUUAAUUGCUACCUCCCGGAUGCAUAUAAAAUCGUAUCUCAAAGGUGUAACAAUCGGACGCAGUGUGUUGUCAUCACUGGCUCGGAUGUCUUUCCAGAUCCAUGUCCUGGGACGUACAAGUAUCUUGAGGUCCAGUAUGAAUGUGUGCCAUACAUUUUUAUUUGCCCUGGGACUCUGAAAGCGGUAGGAGAUCCAGCCUUUGUCUUUGAGGCUGAACAGCAAUCUGGAGCUUGGUGUAAAGACCCCCUGCAGGCGGGGGACAAGAUCUACUUCAUGCCAUGGACACCAUACCGCACCGACACACUCAUAGAGUACGCCUCGCUCGAUGACUUGCGAAGCGGUCGACAGACGACUACCUACAAGCUUCCGCAUCGAGUUGACGGAACUGGAUUUGUGGCCUACGAUGGGGCCAUCUUCUUCAACAAGGAACGCACACGAAAUAUCGUCAAGUUUGACUUGCGGACCCGGAUAAAGAGCGGGGAGGCCAUAGUCGCCAAUGCCAACUACCAUGACACCUCGCCCUACCGCUGGGGCGGGAAAACGGACAUUGACUUGGCGGUUGACGAACGGGGACUGUGGGUCAUCUAUGCUACAGAACAGAAUAACGGACGUAUCGUUCUCAGCCAACUCAAUCCUUAUACCCUGCGCUUUGAUGCCACAUGGGAGACAGUCUAUGACAAACGCUCCGCCUCCAAUGCCUUCAUGGUGUGCGGUAUUCUUCACGUGGUCCGUUCCACCUAUGAGGAGAAUGAAAGCGAGGCCAGUAAGAGCCAAAUUGACUAUGUGUAUAACACCAAACUGGGGCAGGGGGAGAAUGUCAAUAUACUCUUCCCUAACCAGUAUCAGUACAUUGCAGCUGUGGAUUACAACCCAAGGGAUAACCAGCUAUAUGUGUGGAAUAAUUUUUACAUUCUGCGAUACAAUCUGGAGUUUGGGCCACCCGAUCCGGACGAAGUACCAACGGUCUCUGAUGACGUUACAUCAGCGGUGCAGCCUAGAAGAUCCACUCCUGGAGUCAGGAGCAGCACUGCCAGCUUCACCCUCAGACCUGCGCUCAGCAUCACCGUCACUCCCGACCCGGCAGCCGUGGACCGCCCCGAGCCGCCGCCGGACCCCAGCGCCGUCAGCCCGCCCCCCUCCAGCAGACGCUUCUGCGACGGGACGGAGAGGAGAGGAAUCUCCUGGCCGCAGACACACCGAGGAGCCACAGUGGAGCGGCCGUGUCCUAAAGGAACUCGAGGAAUCGCUCUGUUCCUCUGCACGUCUGCCGACGGGAUCUGGAGUCCCAGAGGUCCUGAUCUCAGUAACUGUACGUCUCACUGGGUGACACAGCUGGCACAGAAGAUCCGGAGCGGUGAGAACGCUGCGAAUCUGGCGAACGAGCUGGCGCGUCACUCUCAGGGUCCCGUGUACGCGGGCGACGUCAGCUCCUCUGUGCGGCUCAUGGAGCAGCUGGUGGAUAUACUGGACGCUCAGCUGCAGGAGCUCAAACCCAGCGAUAAAGACACGGCCGGACGGAGCUUCAACAAGGCCAUUGUGGACACGGUUGACAACCUCCUGAGGCCAGAAGCCCUUAAAUCCUGGGAGGACAUGAAUUCCACAGAGCAAACACAUGCUGCCACGAUGUUACUCGAUACCCUGGAGGAAGGAGCCUUUGUCCUUGCAGACAACCUGAUCGAGCCCGCAGUCGUCAGAGUGCCUGCCGAGAACAUCAUGUUGGACGUGUACGUGUUGAGCACUGACGGCCAAAUUCAGGACUUCAGGUUUCCACAGAACAGCAAAAGAGGAGCCACGAUUCAGCUCUCCGCAAACAUGGUCAAGCUAAACAGUAAAAACGGUGUUGCCAAGUUGGUUUUUGUCCUUUAUAAGCACUUGGGGCAUUUCCUCAGUACGGAGAACGCUACGGUGAGGCUGAUGGGAGAAGACGGAGUCAGAAACCACAGCCUGACCAUCAACUCCCACAUCCUCUCCGCCUCCAUCAACAAAGAAUCCAGCCGCGUCUUUGUGUCCGAACCACUCAUCUUCACUCUGGCGCAUUUGGAUACUGAGAACUACUUCAAUCCAAACUGCUCAUUUUGGAACUAUUCUGAGCGGAGCAUGACGGGAUACUGGUCAACACAAGGCUGCAAACUCCUCGCGACAAACAAGACUCACACCACUUGCUCCUGCAGCCACCUGACUAACUUUGCAAUCCUGAUGGUCCAUCGAGAUGCACACGCGGGUGUGGGAAGCGUUCACGAGUUCCUGCUGACAGUUAUCACACGAAUGGGCAUCGCCGUUUCACUUGUCUGCCUUGCCAUUAGCAUCUUCACCUUCUGCUUCUUCCGUGGCCUCCAGAGCGAUCGCAACACCAUCCACAAGAACCUCUGCAUCAACCUCUUCAUCGCAGAGCUUCUGUUUCUUGUGGGCAUCAACAUGCUUUUGUAUUUGAAACCCAACCGAAUAGCUGUUCUUAUAAAAACAGCUUCGAAGACUAAACUCCUCUGUCUUUCCUCUCAGAUUGUGUGCUCUGUGAUUGCUGGAGUUCUGCAUUUCUUCUUUCUUGCCACAUUUGCCUGGAUGUGUUUGGAGGCCGUUCAGUUGUUCCUCAUGCUUGUGGAGGUCUUUGAGAGUGAAUUCUCUAGACGAAAAUACUAUUACGCAUCUGGCUACCUGUUCCCCUGUGUGGUGGUUGGCAUUUCGGCAGCCAUCGACUAUAAGAGCUAUGGGACGAGGAAAGCCUGUUGGUUGAGGGUUGAUAAUCAUUUCAUUUGGAGUUUCAUUGGCCCGGUUACGUUCAUCAUUAUGCUCAAUCUCAUCUUUCUGGUGGUGACCGUGUACAAGAUGGUAAAGCACUCAAUGUCUAUGAAACCUGAUUCCAGUCGACUGGAAAGCAUACGGUCCUGGGUGUUUGGUGCUUUUGCACUGCUGUGUCUGGUUUGUCUGACGUGGUUGUUCGGCCUGUUUUUCUUGAACGACUCUUCAGUAAUCAUGGCGUACCUCUUCACUAUCUUCAACACUUUACAAGGGAUGUUCAUCUUCAUCUUCCACUGUCUUCUGCAGAAGAAGGUGCGUAAAGAGUACAGUAAGUGUUUCCGGCAGUCUCAGUGCUGUACUGGUCUUCCUGCUGAAGGAUCUCAUGCUGUCAACAAAACCCCGGCCUCCAGGUCCACUGCUCGAUAUUCAUCUGCUACACAGAGCCGCAUCAGGAGGAUGUGGAACGACACUGUGAGGAAACAGUCAGAGUCGUCCUUCAUCUCCGGAGAUAUCAACAGCACUUCCACACUAAACCAAGGAAUGACCGCCAACUAUCUGCUAACUAACCCUCUCCUCAGACCUCACGACACUAACAACCGCUAUAACAACCUUCUUGCCGAAACCAUCGUCUGCAACACACCUUCUCCUCCAGGCCAGCACUCGCUAACCAACAGCCGGGAUGUCAGCACUAUGGACACGCUCCCUCUCAAUGACAACUUCAACAACAGUUACUCACCGCGAGAGGACGACUACGAAGACCCCGAGUUGUGCUGCCCACCCGGUGACGCUUUGCCUCUGGAUGACGCUGCCUUUGAGAAGAUGAUCAUCUCCGAGCUGGUUCACAACAACCUGAGGCCUCGUCGGCCACCUCAAAACCAAAACAGUUCAAAAUGCCAACCGGCAUCAGACAGCAGCCUCCGGGGUCCGCAGGAAACCUUAGACGUGGGUGUCGGAAAUAGAAACCGGAGUGAAGAUGAUGCCAUUAUUGCCGACACCUCCGUUUUGCCACCAUCCUCUAGCCACCCAGCGUUGGAGCUUCUUCUCCUUCACCCGAACGACCGGGAGGCCCUCAAAGCCCCGCUUUUGCCCCAACGAACUCAUUCGCUUCUUUACAGCGCUCAGAAGGCAUCCCAACAGGCCGUCAAACUGCAGAAGGACAGCAGAAAGGCAGAAGAAGAUGAGGAGAGCGCGAAAGAUUUAGACAACGCACCCUCUCCAAAUAACAGGGACUCGUUGUACACAAGCAUGCCCAAUCUUAGAGACUCUCAGUCCUCUGAAUCCCCCGACCUUGUCAGCAGACAGGAUGACGGUUCUCCUUGCUCAUCCGCCCAAAGUGAAACUGAGGAACAAUGCUACAAGAGCUUGCCCGACCUGGGAGAUGGGACUCAACCACUUUCCUACUAUCAGAUCAGCCAUCGAGGCACUAGCGAGGGCUGUAUUGGCCCCGGGCUCCCCGAGGGCUGCCUUCCACUAGAGGACGAACCCACUAGCGAUGGACAGAUGCAGCUAAUCACCAGCCUCUGAGCCAAGAAUGUUCCCUAUUCUUUUGCUUCUCCCAUCCACAGACGACACAAAGACAGGACUAGUCAACGGCACAAUGAGUUGUUUUUAGUAACAGAACUGACGGUCUGGUCAAACUCUUCUGUUGUACUAAUUAAACUGCUCGAAGACUGGCAUCAUCAUCAUCAUCUGCCAAAAGAUUUGUACAGUAUAUAUAUAAAAAAAGAAACAUGCCAAUGUCUGAUUUUUGUAGGACUUUGAAAACUCUCACAGCCAGUUUGCAGGUGAAUCUUCCCUUCUUGGAAAUACAGAAAAGACUGUGAUACAGAAAAUGAAAAGAAUGAAUUAAUAUCCCUGACUCAGGCCUUAUAUUUUCUCUAUUGCACAAAUAACUGUUGUACGAAUGACAACUAAAGAAAAUCUAUUUUGCAGUACCAGGUGUAAAAAAAAAAAAAGCCAGUUCAAACCCAUAAUCACCACAUCUCUUCUUGUGAAUGAAGUGUUCAGUUAUGGAUUGUAUCAUGGAAGUUGUAUUUUGCCAACGUAAAUGUACAAAAAGAAGCUUCCUUAUUUUUUUCAGCUUAAAGGAAGUUGUGUCUUGCACAAAUCUGGAGUGAAUUGGAUUAAAAAAAAUGCUUUGACUUUGUCAGGGAUCAAUAACAUUAAUGCGUGUCAACACAAUGUCUUAAAAACAUAUCUCAGUAUUUGGCACUAAGUAAUUUAUUAUAUGAAGUAUGAAGUAAAAAAGGGUCGGAAUGAAAGUGGGUGUGAUGUAACUGUUGAUAUUCACUUCAGUCUUUUUUGAGACCCCAUUGUCGUUGCAGAUGUACAUUCAACUCUUGUUUGAUAUCGAAUAAAUGUGAUGAUUUUUU